AUGUACGUUGGUGUAAUCCACGUGGACGGUGGAGAUUCUUUAGUGAGGUUGUUAACAUCAAAUCAUGACGUUGCUUCAGAGAGAGAGAUCAAAAUAACCGUAACAAUCAAACGCGUCUCCGUUUCCACCCACGCGCCAUCUUCGUUCCCAAUCUUCCCCACGCGCAUCCGUGUGAUGGCGAAUCCGCCACCGUUACCGAUCUCAGACCACUCCAACGGCUCCCAAUCUCAUCCCCCCGUCUCCACACCAGCAUUCCGCACCUUCCUCACUCGCCUCACCGCCUCGAUCCGCCAAAGCCUAUCUCAGCGACGUCCAUGGCUCGAGCUCGUAGAUCGGAGCGCGAUCUCGCGGCCAGACUCCCUCGCCGACGCGUACUCUCGGAUCCGGAGGAAUAUACCUUACUUCAAGGUAAACUACGUGACGAUCGUCUCCCUCGUCCUCGCGCUCUCCCUCCUCUCCCAUCCCUUGUCUCUCCUCGUCCUCCUCUGCCUAUUCGCCGCGUGGAUCUUCCUCUACCUGUUCCGCCAGUCAGAUCAACCGCUCGUCGUCCUCGGACGCACGUUCUCGGAUCGCGAAACGCUCGCGGUUUUGGUUAUCUUGACGAUCGUCGUGGUGUUCUUGACCAGCGUCGGAUCUCUGUUGACCACUGCGUUGAUGAUCGGUUUUGGGAUCGUGUGUUUACACGGCGCGUUUAGAGCUCCCGAGGAUCUUUUCUUGGAUGAGCAGGAGCCUGCUAAUAUUGGAUUGUUGUCUUUCCUCGGUGGAGCCGCUACGUCCGCCGCGGUUUCCGCCGCUUCAGCUCCUAUGUCGUCAGCUCGUGUUUGA
Eruca vesicaria subsp. sativa (arugula) is the source of this 825-nucleotide messenger RNA. Lineage: Eukaryota; Viridiplantae; Streptophyta; Magnoliopsida; Brassicales; Brassicaceae. The record is from the annotation of a GenBank genome assembly.